Molecule: messenger RNA, 1471 nt
Organism: Melampsora larici-populina 98AG31
Lineage: Eukaryota; Fungi; Basidiomycota; Pucciniomycetes; Pucciniales; Melampsoraceae
Exons: 5
Coding region: 115-1170 (351 amino acids)
Source: RefSeq, a predicted model, not a curated record
CACAAGCAUCGAUUUUUACAACUCAUAAACUGAUUCUUAUCAUCAAUUCUAAAGCUCUAAAGCUCUAAAGCUCUACCUUUCAAUCUUCCUUGCAUAUUACAAGACCUUGUUAACAUGGCAUAUAACGCUUCAUAUCAAACUCCUCCAUCUCAAAGUCAACAACAAGGUUAUAAUUAUGGCUCUGGUGCUUACUCCUCGGCACCUUCAGGAGGUAGUUACCCAGCUCCGCCUUCAUCCGAACAACCUUUACCUCCUGGCUGGACCAAGGAGUGGAAUCAUCAAUACAACGCUUGGUUCUACAUUAACAAUCAGGUUCAUCCAGUGAUCACCCAAUGGACUCAUCCAUCUCAACAUCAACCUCCUCAAGCUCCUCCUUCUCAAUACGCACCUCCACCAGGUCCACCUAACUCUUCAUACGGAACUUCUGGAGCUCCUUCAAUGCCUCAGGCUCAAGCCAAUAGUCCUCCUAGCUACACUCCCAACUCUGCAUCUAAUGGGAUGCCUCAUGUAGUGAAUAAUGAGAAAGGUGGACCUAAUAAUUAUCAACCUUCAUCUGGUCCCUCAUUUCCUGAACGUAGUGGCUCUUAUGGAAAUUCUUAUGGUCCUCCUCCUAACGGUCCUUCCUCUAACCAAUAUGGCGCUCCUCCAAAUGGUCCUCCUCCGAACCAGUAUGGCCCACCUUCCAACGGUCCUCCCUCGAACCAGUACCCAGCUCCACCCAAUGGUCCUACUUCCAACAAGUACGGACCUCCUCCAAGCGGACCUGCUCCUAACCAGUAUGGCCCACCUCCCAGUGGUCCCCCUCCCACCAACCAGUAUGGUGCUCCUCCUACCAACCAGUAUGGUGCUCCUCCUACCAACCAGUACGGUACUCCUCCUACUAAUCAGUACGGUGCUCCACCAAGUCAACCUCCUCAACCUGGUUCACAAUAUCCAGUUGGAGGAUAUGAUAUCUCAAAUCAAAAAGCUACAUCUACAUCUAAGCCAACAACGACGACGAAUACCAAUGGAAAGAAACCUAAAUCUGGAUUAUUUGGUGCUGGAUUAGGAGCUUUAGGUGGUUUAGCUCUUGGUGCAUUUGCUUCACAUGAAUGGAACCAACAUGAAAAGAAAGAAGAAAGAAGAGAAGAAGAAGCUUAUGAAGAAGGAUUAAUUGAUGGAUCUUAUUAAGAAAAAAAGGAUUUAUGAUUAGGAUAUUUGGAAAAUUCAAAAUGGUUCAUUCAUUGUGGAUUUUCUUAUCUUACCGUUUUCUUUGAUCUUUUCUUUAUUCUGGUUGAUCCUUUUUCUCUAUUGAAACCUCUGUAUGACUCAACAAUUUCUUUCUCGUCUUUUGAUCUAUGCUAUACUAUCAAUUUCAUCAGGGAAAAAUGAUAUCUUAUCCUAUCUCAUUUACAAGAAAACCCUCAUGUAGAGUAACUUGUACACGUGUUUGAGUUUAACCUUGUUUGAAACGUAUUCUAAUUGUGGUGCU